CUUUAUCCUCCCAUCUUUGGCCACCCUAGUACCCUAUUCCUGCUUAUCCGUCAUAUCUUAUAUAAAAAAAAACCCUGUACCGCUUAAGAAAGCUAAAAAUACCCUGACCUGUGCUCUCUCACCCAUGCCUAGCAACCCUUUUAAUGUGAAUUCCUGCAUCCCCAAUUCCCUAAGAUUAAUUCUCAUCAUCUCUCUCUGUAUCCCAUACUUCCUGCAAUUCAGAACUACAUGUUCUACUGACUCCUCUUCCUGACAUUCCUCAUGCAAUACCGUCUGGUGUUUCCCUAUCAUUUUCAAAUGUUUUCUUUAAUGCACAGUGCCCCAGCCUUAACCUAGUCCACACAGUCUCCUCUCUUCCACUACCUAUCCUAGUACCUGCAACACCUUUUUUGUAUUUGAUAUAAAUGCCUCCCUUUCCCCUCCCUGUCCCAUCUUUCUUGCCACAUUUGCCAGGAUCUUUUACACGGGAAUUAGAUCGGCACUGGAGGGAAAGUUUUUUACAAAGUUGCGGGGGAAAAAAGCAAGAGACUGGAUCUGGAGAGUCUGCUCUUGAAAGAGACGGGCAGUUUGGUCUACGAUAUAAAGUCAGUCUAUAACAUAAUGGGUAAAAAUGUCUGGUUGCAAUGUGAACAGCACUGGAAGAGGUAUGGAGGUACGCAGGGUUAAAAUCGCAGAACUCGGAUGGGAAAGACGCUGUCUUGGGGGGCGCUGCCCCUUUAAGUGGAUGGCCCGCGGUUAGGCCCCGCCUUCUCCGUUCGGCUGGCCCCGCCCAUGUCCCUACGCGCUGACGUUACGGGUUGGGAGCCAUGGCUUCCCUGGAUGCUGAGUGUGAGCACAGUGCCACGGCCCAGCCUGCCGCAGAACCAGAGCUUGAGGUGCUGGAAUCGAGUCCUGGCGGAAAAGGAAAUAUAGGGAUCGGUGAAGCUACUGAGCUGCCCUCCAGGAGACUAGGCCAGGCGGCAAACCUUGCAGCCAGUACCAACGGCUCGAUGGGAAACAUUGGCUCACAGCACGGCAGAGAAGUGCCUCACUCCGGGGCUGGCCAGGAGGCAGCUGCGGAGGCCCCUGAGGCAGAAACCGCUGUGGGCUCAGCCAUCCUUGACAGUGAGCUGGGAAACAGAGAGGGACCAUGCACGCCUGCUGACGUCUGCUUGGGCUUGGAGACCAAGUCAUCGGAUACAGGGACCUCAACUCAGCCGCUCCCGAAAGGACAUGCAGCCAAGACCAUCCCUGCCUCCCCCACCAAGGGUCCAGUGACCAAUCGUGCCAAGAUGACGCUGUCCGGGGUCAGCAGGUCUCCCAACUCCAUGCAGAGCCUGGCUAUGAAUCUGCUUAGUGUGCCAAGCGGCCGAGCGGGGGAUGAGGUCGUUCCAGCGCCGCUUCCGGCUCCUGCUGCAUCCCCAGCACCGGGUUCAGUGCCGGUUCCAGUCCCAGCUUCCUUCUCAACUCUGGCACCAGCUCCGACUCAGGAAGAAAAGCCCAGGGUGCACAAGGCGCGGAAGUCAAUCUCCAGGCCCAGCGCCACUCAGAGGGCACCAGCAGAGACGGGGAGCCUGCCUUCCGAGUGUGUGAGCCAGACGCCUGGGGGCAUGGCAGAUGUGGAGUAUGUGGCCCAGCCUCAUGAGGAGAAUCAGGAGGGCCACAGAGCGAGGAAGUCGAUACUGAAAGGCAGCUUCAGUCAGAGCUUGGCGGAGAAGUUGGGGACUCUGCCCACGGAGCGGAUGAGCCAGCCAACUGUGGGACCAGCGGUGGCAGUGCACGCAGCCCUGCCUCAGGACGAGAGCCAAGAGAUCCACAGAGCGAGGAAGUCGAUACUGAAAGGUGGCAUCAGUCAGGCAUUAGCCAUGAAGAUGGCCAGCCAGCCUCUCAGUGAUGUUUCUGAGGAGAUGGAGACCAGCAUUCCAGGUCCCGUGGAAUAUCCGGAAGUUCACAGGGCCAGGAAGUCGGGAAGCACCAGCCAGGGUCUGGCCAGGAGCUUGCCGGGUGAGAGCACCAGCCAGGGCAGCGGCGAAGUCUCCACAGUGUUGGCGGAGAGGCAGGACGCUGCCCAGGCACCAGCUGAGAAACCGAAACUUCACCGGGCCCGGAAGUCCAUGUUCAAGUCCUGCCCUGCCCAGGUACGCCAUGAGGAGUGUAGGGAGAUGUUCGUCUUGUCACACAGUGGAAACGUGGGAAUGGUGAAACUUGUGGAAGUGAAAGACUCAGAUCACAGCAGUCCUUGUCAACAAAGCACUCAGCUGGAGUUUGAGCUGCUGCCUAGCGGAGGGGCUGUCGAAGGUACCCCAGGUGUACAGACAGGACUCAUCAAGAGGCAGAAACCGGAGAGGUUGGGGCCAGAGUCCAUGAAGGGAAACAGCCUCCUGAAGGAAGAAAUGGUCAAGGAAAUCACUCCACUGGGAUCCAUCCGGGGAGGUCAUGGAGCAAGGGUUGACGGCAGCCCAGUGGCCGGUGCUGUGACUCUGGGUUUGGGCGACACACUGAAUAGGGUCCAAGCCCAGGAGGUGAAGGCAGUCACGAGUGGGGCCAGUUCCAUUCCAAUGCUGGACCUCUCCAAGGACGGGGAGACUGAGGACAAGGGAGGGGUUGUGGAAUCCAUGGACGACUGGGACGCAGAGGUCGGCGAUGACUUCAGUCUCUUUUAUGACAGCUACUCUGUGGAUGGGAGAGCAGACUCCGACAAGUCCAGCAAGACCGAGGGUGACAUAGGAGAGGACCGACUUAGUGAUGUAGAAGAUGACGAGGAGGAAUUGGAAGGUUCUGGAAACCUCUCUGACAGGAGCUCCAGCUCUAGUCUGAAGAGAAAAGGGAAGAAGAAGUGGAGGAGUGAGAGCCCUUGGGUGAAACCCAGCCGGAAACGCAGGCGCAAAGACCGUGUGAAGCCAGGGAAAGGAGGAGCAUUGAAUUCAACGGGAGGAGGUAACCAGGCACAGAGCGAGUACACGGAGGUCCCUCUGGGCUCCUUGGAUCUUCCCAAUGACAGCAGCCUUUCUCCACAACCCACAGGGAUAUCCAAUGAUGCCAGCUCCAUGGAGACAGAUAAGUUUGAGGAGCUUCCCCUUUGCAGCUGCCGGAUGGAGGCACCCAAGAUCGACCGCAUAACCGAGCUCUCCAACAACACCUGCAUGGCCACGGAGAGCACAUACGGGCAGCUGAGUGGCUGCAGUAACAGUAUCACCAAGUGUGAGACAAUGCGUCCGUCCAGCCGGGUGCCCCUGAUGGUGCUGUGUGAGGUGCACCGAGCCCGCAUGGUCAAACACCACUGCUGUCCAGGCUGCGGCUACUUCUGUACCACGGGAUCCUUCCUGGAGUGCCACCCUGACUUCCGGAUCACCCACCGCUUCCACAAGAACUGCGUGUCCCAGCUCAAUGGCAUGAUCUUCUGCCCGCACUGUGGCGAGGAUGCUUCCGAGGCCCAGGAGAUCACCGUGGCCAAAGCUGACACCUCCACCAUGGUGCCUGCACCCGCCCCCCGCAGCCAGGACCAUCUGAUGAAUGGCAGAGCAGACACCACACACGCCAGCGCCAGGAUGAGCGGGAAUGGGGAGGCAAAGCGGUCGAGCCUGGAGCCCCCGGUGGACAGCAUCGACAGCUCAGGACCAUCCAUCACCCUGUCCUCCGGCAAAGUGUUGUCGGCUGUCGGACUCCCCCCUGGGCCUGGCCGCGAGGCGCUGGAGAAAGGACUGGCCAUGCAGCAGUCGGAAAGGCGUAAGAAGCUGCGAUUUCAUCCUCGCCAGUUAUACCUGUCGGCCAAGCAAGGCGAGCUGCAGAAGGUGCUGCUGAUGUUGAUCGACGACCAUGAUCCGAACUUCCAGAACGACCAGCACAGCCGGCGGAUGCCACUGCACGCGGCCGCUCAGAAAGGCUACCUAGAGAUCUGUCACAUCCUGCUGCAGGCUGGUGCGAUUGUCGACGUGUGUGACAAACUUCAAAGGACUCCGCUGAUGGAAGCCAUUAUGAACAACCAUUAUGAAGUUGUGAAGUUACUGGCCAAGCACGGGGCAAGCGUGUUUCACAAGGAAUUAGAUGCUUCCUCAUGCCUGCACCAUGCUGCCAAAAAUGGGAGCGUACAGAUGGUGCAGUUCCUGCUGGCGACGGGGCAAGUGGACCUGAACACACAGGAUAGUGGAGGUUGGACUCCAGUCAUUUGGGCAGCUGAGCACAAGCACAUCGAGAUCAUCAAGCUGUUACUGGAUCGAGGAGCAAGUGUCGCCUUGAAGGACAAUGAGGAAAACAUCUGCCUGCACUGGGCAGCCUUUGCUGGUUCAUCAGACAUCGCUGAGGUGCUCCUGAAUGCGCGGUGUGACCUACAGGCAGUGAACAUGCACGGUGACACGCCCUUGCACAUCGCGGCUCGUGAGAAUUUCUACGACUGUGUCAUACUCUUCCUUUCGCGUGGAGCGGACAUUGAGGUGAAGAACCGUGAGGGGGACAGCCCGUUGGACUGCUGUGUCAUCAACUCGCAGGUCUGGUUUGCCCUGCAGCUCAACAAGAGGCUCAAGCAAGGCAUAAUUAAUCGAGCAGUGCGCACCGAGAGGAUCGUCAGUCGGGACAUUGCAAGAGGGUAUGAGAAUGUCCCAAUACCAUGUGUGAACGCAGUGGAUGAGGAGAUGGCUCCAGAGGACUACAAGUAUAUUUCUGAAAACUGUGAGACCUCCACGAUGAAUAUUGACAGGAACAUCACACACCUUCAGCACUGCACCUGUUUGGACGACUGCUCCUCCAGUAACUGUCUCUGUGGACAGCUGAGUAUCCGCUGCUGGUAUGAUAAGGAUGGACGGCUCUUGCAAGAAUUCAACAAGAUCGAACCUCCCCUGAUCUUCGAGUGCAAUCAGGCCUGCUCCUGUUGGAGGUCGUGCAAGAAUCGAGUGGUCCAAAGCGGGAUCAAGGUUCGCUUGCAGCUGUACAGGACCGAGAAGAUGGGCUGGGGUGUGCGCGCACUGCAGGACAUCCCACAAGGAACGUUCAUCUGCGAAUACGUAGGCGAAAUCAUCUCGGACGCAGAGGCCGACGUGCGUGAGGAUGACUCCUACCUCUUUGACCUGGACAACAAGGAUGGGGAGGUGUAUUGCAUCGACGCCCGUUACUAUGGCAACGUCAGCCGAUUCAUCAACCACCUGUGUGAUCCGAACAUCAUUCCUGUCCGUGUAUUCAUGCUGCAUCAGGACCUGCGAUUUCCCAGGAUUGCGUUCUUUAGCAGCCGGGACAUUAGGACGGACGAGGAGCUCGGGUUCGACUACGGCGACCGGUUCUGGGACAUCAAGUGUAAAUACUUCACCUGUCAGUGCGGCUCCGAGAAGUGCAAGCACUCGGCCGAGGCCAUCGCCCUGGAACAGAAUCGGCUGGCCAGGCUCGAGGCCUACCAGGACGCCAUGCCUGAGAGCAGCCUGACUAUGAUGGGGCCCUCGUGAGCCCCUCGCUGUCAUCAGUCACUUCCUCUCCCCCGAACUAUGCAGCAUUAAGAGAACAUUCCUCCACCACCGCCCUCACCUCGCUCCAUACCCUCUCGGAAAUUCUGGGCCAUCACGGAGGAGGCUGGUUAACCUGCCCAGGAGUUAAUACUGUGGGGUGCCACGGUAGUGUAGUGGUUAGUGCAAUGUUAGUACAACUUGGAAUUACGGAGUUGGCAGUUCGAUUCCAGUGUCCUCUGUAAGCGAGUUUGUAUGUUCCUUCCCGUGUGUGCCAGUUUCCUCUGGGUGCCCCCGUUUCGUCCCCCACUCCAAAGAUGUACCGGUUAGUAGGUGAAUUGGUCAUUGUAAAUUCCCCUGUAAUUAGGAUAGCUGGGCGGCGAGUUUCAAAGGGCUAGCAGGGCCUGUUCCACACUGUAUCUCUAAGUAAAUAAAUUAAACUUUCGGUGAAACUUGGCAGGUCAUUCUGCAUCUCUGCAAAUGGAGAAUGGAGUUUUCAGACCAAGACCCAAAUGAGUCCUGAUGAAGGGUCUCAGCCCGGAACUUCCACUCUUUAUUCUUCUCCAUGGAUGCUGCCUGACCUGCUGAGUUCCUCCAACAUUUUGUGUGUGUUGUCUCUGGUUGGAUGUUUUCCUUCCGACACUGAGGUGGGGAGGUUAACCACCUGCGUUAUACCCCAUCAGUGCCAGAAUGUGACCAAUCUCCUUUGCCACAGGGACUGUUAUCAUCCGGGAGAUCGUCAGAUUUGCUGUGUGUCUUAAACUGUCAAUUUUAAAUCUUGCAUUGUGCUGUAGAAACCAGUAUUUAAUGCCAGCCUGUGUGGACUUGAGUCAGGUUGUGGUGCAAAAGGAGGAGAGGAGGGGAAUGUUCUGGGUUCAUCCAUCUGAAAGGGAUGGUGGGCAAAGUGUCGGAGGAGCAUCAGGGACCUGUACGGAGGCACACGAGGGAACCCUGUAGGGGGAGAGUAUGGAGGAGCGUCCUUUAGCACUCCCAGACCCUCGCUGGCUUAAGGCCAUAAUUAGGCCAUUUGGCUGUGUAAUUCUAACAUGGCUGAUUUAUUAUCCCUCUCACCCCGUUCUCUUGCCUUCUCUCAGUAUCUGUGACUAAUCAAAACCUAUUCACCUCCACUUUUGAAUACACCCAAUGAUUUGGCCUCCACGGCCUUCUGUUCCAAUUCCAUAGAUUCACCAACCUCUGGCUAAAGAAAUUCCUUCUCAUCUCUGUUCUAAAUGUAUAUCCCUCUAUUCUGAGGCUGUGCCCUCUGGUCCUACUCUCCCACUAAAUGAAAAUCUUCUCCAUAUCCACUCUAUCUAGGCCUUAUGUCAUUGGAACCUACUGAAUGUGGAACUUCAAUGAGUACAGACUUAGAGCAAUCUUAACACUCCUCGGCAUUAACCCUUUCUUUCCUGGGAUCAUUCCCGUAAACCUCCUCUAGAUAUGGGACCACUUGGAUCUGAUCUGUCUGGCCUUCUGUGUCCUGGGCCCACUUGAGACCAUCACUGCCCUUUUCCUAUAUCCUUGGCUACAGAAAGCUCCUCCUGUUCCUGUCUGUCUCAAACAUCCUCUUGAGAAUGUGGAACUGAUCUGCCUCCUUGAACCACACUGUCCUUCAGAUGAACGUUCCCCACCCCAGUCGUUUGGGAGCGUAAGUGGCAGACUUCCAAAUUAGGAAGGUCAUAGCAACAUAGACCUCAGAAAUAGGCCCUUUGACCCAUCUAUUCUGUGCUGACUUGUGAGGAGAAAGGCAGAUUGUGGCAUUCCCCCCAUUUCAGCGGCCUUGCCCUACUAUGGGAAGGUGACAGUGGAUUUGGAAGGAUGGUACCAAGGGAGAGUCAUACUGUGGGAGGGGUAAUGCGGAGGUAGUUGCCGACAUUUGGUUGGGACGUUAUACUGCCAAUAUUCCCACCACAUUCGUGGAGGAUCAGGCGACAUUUGCAGGAGCACCAGACAAUGAUUAAUUCCCGCUAUCCCAGUCCCAUCGGUGGGAGCACAGAGAAACUGCAGCUGGGAUUACAUUCCCCAGAUGGAACAACAGCACUUGCAGAGGCUGUAAAGUGAAGUGCAAAGUCCCCCUUCUUCCUAGAGAGAAGAACCCAACCCCUUGUCUGUUCAAGGUUAUCUAAAGACAACUCGAGGUCGAGUCUUUUGAGGUGGUUUGAUAUGCAGUUAAUGAUGUCCUUUAAGUUAUUUUCUCUAAUCUUGUAGUAGAUAGAAUUUGGCCUGAAGCCUCAAGAAGUGUGUUCUAACAUUACCCCCCACCCCCCUCACCGCAUACUCUACAGAGGCACAGUGGCCAUUUCCCGAGUCCCAGUUUGUGAUUCAGUUCGGCACAGAUGAGAGCGAGACUGCUGUCUCAUGUAUCGGUAGGGGUCACAGUAUCAGUGUGCCUGAUUGAGACCGGUAAGCAGUUAUAAAGAAAUGUACUAGCUCCAGUAACCUACCCUUCCAAAAAUGAAUUACAUACUUCUUGUCAUUUUUUUAAAAUGUGCUCAUCUGGAUCUGAGGGUUUAAUUUCUGUUCAAAAGUGUUCAUUAAAGAAUCUUAUGCUGUGUUUUUUUUAAUAUAAAAUUGGCUUGCUUAGUUU
Mobula hypostoma (lesser devil ray) is the source of this 7989-nucleotide messenger RNA. RefSeq names its product histone-lysine N-methyltransferase EHMT2-like. The transcript is spliced from 32 exons. NCBI's taxonomy places the organism in Eukaryota, Metazoa, Chordata, Chondrichthyes, Myliobatiformes, Myliobatidae. Gene Ontology annotation, cellular component: chromatin; nucleus. The record is from RefSeq and is a predicted model, not a curated record. Gene Ontology annotation, molecular function: p53 binding; histone H3K9 methyltransferase activity; zinc ion binding. The coding region runs from base 807 to 5408 and encodes 1533 amino acids. Gene Ontology annotation, biological process: peptidyl-lysine dimethylation; negative regulation of transcription by RNA polymerase II.